GGAGACUUGAAGCUCAGCCUUCCUCCUGAACAAGGGAACUUGAGACUUGGGAGAUCUCGGUGGGUAUUAUGCUGCUACCUGUUUUUGUGUGUGGAGGGGGGAGAGUUGCUGAUGCUUUUGUUACAUGUCGGUGUCGUGUCUUGCUAUGUCUAAUGUGGCUCAGCCAGAGGGGAGGAGAGACAGUCUCUGGAAGAAGAAGUCUUCAAGGAUUCACUCAACAACCCAAAGGUCUAUCCACCUCUGAUGGCUAUGGCCUACCUCCAAUGUUGAGGUUCUCUGCUUCUGAACACCAGUGGCUGAAAACCACAGGACCGGAAGAGCUGCUGUUUUGCUCAAGUCCCACUUUGGGGCUUCCCUUGGGUGGGCACUGUGAAAAAGCCACUUCCGCCUUAAAAGGAGGUGGUGUUGAGAGCUUCACACCCCCACCACGUGCGUGGUGGCUGGCUCUCAGCCUCCGCGCAAUUGAGGGAAUCCCCGGCCGCGUCAUCCCCUGGACAGCCAAUCGGCUGGCUCGGGGGGGCGUGGCCUGCCCUAUUUAACAUUGGCGCAGCCAGGGAUCUCCUUCUUUUGCCUCCUCCAGCUGCUCUGGUUUCCCACCCUCCCGCCCUUUAAGGUUUUCGUCUUUGACCUUGCUAUGGACCUCGGUUGGUCGCCAUUAAGGGGCCUGGUAGGAAUUUUUUCCACUUGGGAAAUUGGCACCAGCCACUUGGUUUUUCGCCUACCUCGUAGCAAAUCGUCACAACUUCCUUGGUAUUGGCGGUUAGGCAUUGGUAUUGUUCUAUAGAUGGAAGAGGGGGGGUAGUGCCAUCACCUGCCCCACAUAUUGAAGGGUAGUCUGUUAAAGGAUUCCGGGGGGCGCAGCCCUGUCCGAAGCCUAGGGAGGUGAGCGCCUAAGGCACACCCCCGGGCGGUGACCCCGGGGGAGUUCCUAGUUGAUGUGCAUCAGCAGGACUCCCCCUACUGGUGGUUAACCCUUCCGGACUUCAAGCGGAUGGGCUGAAGUCGGAUAGUCAGUUAGGACCAAUGCCUAAGCCAAUACCGCUCAUCACCUGUAACCAAUAAAGUUGUGGCCAUAUUUAGCCCAUUAACCUUAAAUAGCUGUGUCAUGUGUCUUUAUUUCCACUGGGGGGUGGGCAGGAACUUGCCACACAACAGGAUGCUGGACUAGAUGGGCCAUUAGUGUGAUCCAAGCAACACUCUCCUUAUGUAGCCUGUAAAUGGUUGACGUUGCUGUGAUGGUCACCAGCCUAGAUGGCUUUAAAAGUGGAUAAGACUAAAUGAUGGAGGCUCACAAGGCUCUCAGAGGCUACUAACCCUGAUGGUCAUGUUCUGCUUUCUCUGCUGGAGGCAAUAUGCUGGGAAUUGCAAGAAGGGAGAAUCACAUAGAUGGUGGACUUCAGGUCUGGAGAUGAACACAGUCCUCCAGGCCUCUCCAUCUGGUCCCUAGGUUUCUUCCCAGGUCAUACUUCUCUCCUUGCCAUGCCCGUUCUGUCUAGGACACACACCUUCCCACCUUCCAUCAGUGUUUUCUUUUUAUAUAUAUAUAAAUAUUUUUAUUGGUUUUUAACAUACAAAAUUAUAAAACAUACCAUACAAUUUAUCACAAAUACAUUCUUAUUGGACUUCCAUCAGCACCUCUGAUAAUCCUCCGUCUUAAUCGCUUCUUAUGCAUUUCCUAACAAUAUUGCCUUUACAUCUCUUAACUUAUUGUCUCUCCUUCUCCAUUUUUACAAUAUUUCUAAUAUUAUUCCUCACAGAACUUCUUGCAAACCUACAAACGUCGUCUGUUCAUCACAAAUACUUUUCAAAUAAUCCGUAAAUUUACUCCAGUCUUCAGUAAAUUUCUGGUCCCACCGGUUUCGGAUCCUUCCCGUUAGUUUGUCAAGUUCCGCAUAGUCCAUUAAUUUCAUCCUCCAUCAGUGUUUUCAACUGGCUAGAAGGUAUCCUCUUGCUUGCCUUGGUGGAGGGGGAUGAUAUGUGAAGGUUGAUAUUAUUCUGCUCACUUUCUUUUGCUUAUGGCUCCGCCCACCUCUGGCAUGCCAAAGGUUGCCAAAAAGGAAAUUUGGUACUUGGACUUGAAAAGUUUCCCCAUCCCUGUGGUAGAUCCCUAGCAGGGAACCUGUGGCCUUCCAGACGUUGCUGGACUCCAACUCCCAUCAUCCCCAGCCCUGUCCUGGACACAUGUCCCAACCAAUCAGGGACUGCCUAUUAAAUGCACUACUGACCUCCCUUUGUUUACGGUUUUUAUUUCUACAUGGCUUUGGGAAGCGUCAUUUGAGAAGUGGUGCAAACGUUUUAUCCUUAAUCAAUGCAUAAAAAUGGCAAGCCCCUUCAUCCACCCGUCUCCUUGCCUUGCAGGGCUGUUGGCCAACGGAACCGGCGAUGGAGCAGUAUCAGACUCUGGAGCAGGCCCUGGGAGGGCUGGUUUGCACGUUCCAGCGCUAUUGCCGGAAGGAAGGCGACAGGCGCGCACUCAGCAAAGGGGAACUGAAGGAACUCUUGGAAAACGAGCUUCCCAGCCUGAAAACCGUAGGUCUCCUUCCAACCCCAUUCUCAGUCUCCUGAGCAUUAUGGGUUGCGGAUGGAAUUUGUUCCGAUCCAUUCUCCACAUUUUUGCAGCAGUAUGUGUGUGAAAAUCCUUAUGAAAAUUCAUCAGAAGUCUGCCUGUUUUGGAGGGGAAUUCUGAAUGCCACCAGUAUUCUUUCUGUGAAAUGUGUUUUUUUGAGAAAUAAAGAUUGAAAACGUAAAAAAGGAAAGAAAAGAAAUGGUAUUUUGAGGUGCCUGGGACAGUUUCGUAGAUUUCCAAAUUAGCCCUGCAAAGGAGACUUAGUUGAUAGGUGGUAUAUAAAUAGUUGUUUUAUUAUUAUUUUUAUUAUUAUUAUUAUUAUUAGCAGCAGCAGCAACAACAGCAUCACAAUCAUCAUUACAUCACCACACAGGAUAGCUCAGUUGGUGGAAGAUGUGGUGUGUUUUUAAAAGAUUUGUUUAUUUGGUUUUACAAAUCAAAGUUUUACAGUCACAUACCGAACAUACAGCAUAAAAACAAAAUUCCAAGGAAUUUCUUGGACUUUCCCCCUCCCCUUAGUGGGUCCUACUGUUAAUCAUUUCCUCCUUUCUCUUUUAUGAUAAUCCAAAUCUUUUACAUCUCCAUUACGUCCAAAAUUCACCAUUAAACUACAAGUGUUAUUGCAGUCCUACUGUUUACAAUGGUUUUUAAAAUAAAAUAAAUUAUAUUUUCCCCCUCAUUCCUUAUUAAAAUUCUGGUGUUCCUGAUUUCUGAUUCUUCUGGUCAUUUUUGCCAGUUUGGCAUAAUCCAUCAACUUGAUCUGCCAUUCUUCUCUGGUAGAGACUUUAUCUUCUUUCCAUCUCUGGGCCAAUAACAUUCGCAUAGCCGUGGUUGCUUACACAAAUAGACUUUUCUGCUCCCUUGGGAUUUCAGCACCUAGAAUUCCUAAAAGAAAAGCUUCAGGGUUUUUAGAAAAAAGUCAUUUAAAACUCCCCCCCCCCAACUCAUUAUAAGAACAUGAGGUUCUUAAUCUUAGGGUCACAGGUCUGAGCCCCAUGUAAGGUUAAGAAUAAUUAUAAUUAUACCCUGCCCAUCUGGCUGGGUUGCCCCAGUCACUCUGCAUUACAGGGAGGUUGGAUAGACCUCGUGGUUGCUUCCAAGUCUACAAUUCUAUGAUUCUAUGAUCAUCUUGUUGUUGUUGUGAAGGUAAAGGGACCCCUGACCAUUAGGUCCAGUCGUGGCCGACUCUGGGGUUGCAGCGCUCAUCUCACUUUAUUGGCCGAGGGAGCCGGUGUACAGCUUCCAGGUCAUGUGGCUAGCAUGACUAAGCCGCUUCUGGCGAACCAGAGCAGCACACGGAAAUGCUGUUUACCUUCCCGCCGGAGCGGUACCUAUUUAUCUACUUGCGCUUUGAUGUGCUUUCGAACUGCUAAGUUGGCAGGAGCAGGGACCGAGCAACAGGAGCUCACCCCAUCGCGGGGAUUUGAACCACCAACCUUCUGAUCGGCAGGUCCUAAGCUCAGUGGUUUAACUCACAGCGCCACCCGCGUCCCGUUGUUGUUGUACCAUGCUGAUAAUUCUUAAAGGGCCCAUCAGUCAAGACUAAAAAUAGAGGCUGCUGGGACUGCUGGCCAACCCACCUACCUUUUUGCCAACCACCAUUCCCCCACAUCUGACUAGCCUCCUUUCCUUUACACCUCGCCCACCCCCUUUGCAUAUCCUCCCACAGUUCUCCCCAAGCUCCUCCUCCUUUCUAAACCACAAACACCUCAUCUGGACUGCAUUGCUUCCUCACCCUCCUGCCUGCCUGCUAUGCAUCAUGCUGCAGUUGGCGGCCACCUGAACUUCAGCAUGAUGACAAACUUACAUUUCUAUGUAUAUAGGGGUGAUAUUACAAUAAUAAUAAUUCUUUAAUGAUCCCUCAUUCACUGACGGUGAUGAUUAGGCUGAUAAUUCUGAAAGGGACCCUCAGUCCCCGAUCAUUUCUCUCCAUUCUCAACCAUUCAUUUCUUUUCCUUUCCUAGCUUCAAAUAAAAGACGGUGCUUUCGAAGAGUUGAUGGCAUUGCUGGAUACAAACAAGGACAACCAAGUGGACUUUGAAGAGUACAUCCGCUUCAUCGCGGCGGCCUGCACCUUCUUCCACGACUUCUUCCGGGACAGCCCUCCGGUCCAGCCCCGACUGCUAUGAAAACCAAGAUGGCUACCCAACUCACCAAAGGUUGCAAAGCAAGUUCCUCACCCCGGUUGGAAAAACCGUGCCAGGAAGUCCCCGUGUCCAUCUCUGAAAUCUCGAGACAAGUCUUCUUUCUCAUCAACUAUGUCUUUAUUUCAUUCUGUUACUUAAGUCGAGAAAGCAGUUUUGAGCCUCAAAAAAAUGGGAAAAUGAAACAAGAAAAAAUGGCUUCUGAAAGGAUAAAAUGAAAUGAAAUGUAACAGCAACGCAGUGGAGCUACAAAUCCUUAGCAUCUCAUGCCUUUGAGGGGAAGAGCCUCAAAGUUAGAAGUGUAAAAUGUCAUAGAAAUGUUAUACAGUGGUACCUCGGUUUAUGAACUUAAUCCGUUCUGGAAGUGUGUUCUUAAACUGAAACUGUUCUUAAACCAAGGCACGCUUUCCCUAAUGAAGCCUCCCGCUGCCAGUGCUCUUCCACCUUCGGCUUCCAUUCUUAGACUGAGGUAAAGUUCGCAAACCAGAACACUACUUCCGGUUUUGCAGAGUUCGUAAACCGAAUAGUUCAUUAACAGGGCUGUUCAUAAACCAAGGUACCACUGUAUAUACCAAGGAUCAUGGGUGAUUGCUGUCUUGAACUGUCUCCAAAAACCAAGCUGUGAGAGUGGAAGUUAAUGUGUCAGGAGAGACUACUAGAUACUUUCAGACUUAUCAGUCUUGGACAUUUAUAUAAUAACAAUAACAACAAUAACUAUUUUAUUUUAUUAUUUCUAUAUCAGACCAGUUGCCCCAGUCACUCUGGGCAGCUUCCAUCAAAAUACAGUGGUACCUCAGGUUAAGUACUUAAUUCGUUCCGGAGGUCCAUACUUAACCUGAAACUGUUCUUAACCUGAAGCACCACUUUAGCUAAUGGGGCCUCCUCCUGCUGCUGCGCCACCAGAGCACGAUUUCUGUUCUCAUCCUGAAGCAAAGUUCUUAACCUGAAGCACUAUUUCUGGGUUAGCGGAGUCUGUAACCUGAAGCGUAUGUAACCUGAAGCGUAUGUAACCCGAGGUACCACUGUAUUAAAAAGCAUAACCUCAAACAUUAAAACAAAACCCUCCCUGCCUUCAGAUGUUUUCUAAAAGUCAGAUAGAUGUUUAUUUCCUUGACAUCUGAUGGGAGGGCGUUCCACAGGGCAGGCUCGACUACCAAGAAUAAAAAUAAUUUUACCAG
Messenger RNA from Podarcis lilfordi (Lilford's wall lizard), 5888 nucleotides. The record is from the annotation of a GenBank genome assembly. Lineage: Eukaryota; Metazoa; Chordata; Lepidosauria; Squamata; Lacertidae.